AAAUGGAGUGUUUACUACAAAACCAAAGAAGAAUGGAGUGAAUAUGGAAAUCAAGCCUGCCUGGAGUGAAGCGCCCCAAAAUUUUCAAGUUACAGAGUUGGAGACAAAAACUGCUCAAAGGUCUCUGAAAGAACCGCAGCUCCUAACCAGUCAUUUGGAAACAACAGAAUACAGAGAGGAAUCCAUCUCAGCACCACCCACAGAGUCAUUACAGUUUGCUAGUUCUUCUGCAGUGACUAGCCGGAAGAGCUUAGCAAGCUCACAGACAGCAAGAAUCCAGAAGGAAUCAGAUUUCCUCAAAUGUACAUGCUGUUCUGUACCUCGCCCAUCCGACCCCUUUGCUCACUUCUGUCAGGAAUGUGGAUCUCCUAUCCCACCUGUGCCAGUACGUCGCUUCCCAGCCCCUGAAGGAGCACAGAUGGCACCAUGUCUCGAAUGCAGAUGUCUGGUGCCAAUGAAUACACCCACCUGCAUUAUAUGUGAAGCACCAAUAGCUCCACAGCUGCAGCCCCAAACCACCAUCUGCUUAAAGGGCAAAGUAAUUUGUCGGGCUUGUGGCACUGGAAAUCCUCUUCACCAUAAACACUGUGUGACCUGUGAAAGCAAACUGCCUGAAACCCAGACGCCCAUGUUUAGAGGAGACACUCCCCAACCUUUCCCCAACCAGCAAGGGAAGACAAUUGCCUGCUCAAAAUGCGGUCGUGUUAACCACUGCGAUACCAGUUUCUGUGACUGGUGUGGAGCCAAGUUUGGCCCUCUUCCGUGCUACUUUACUUGCUUCAAGUGUGGUACAACCAACCAACCCUAUGCUCGAUUCUGUGGGUCCUGUGGGGAGCCACAGGCAAGGGUGGAUACUCACAACAGCAUGCUUAUGCGUGCUGGGGACUCGGUCUCUUCUGAGGCUAAAGGAUUCCAAGCUGAAGCUGCCUGGCAGCCUCUUCCUAUUUCCUUGUCCAAAUCAAGAGUAGAUCUAAAUCAAAGAAAAGAUAAAGGAACUCAAACCAUUGGACUUUUUUACCCAUCCAGCAAACUGUUGAAGAAGAAGGAGCUUGAGAUGGUUUUGCAAAAAGAAAUGCUGGAAAAGAUGAGUGAUCAUAAGCCUCUGCUAACAGCCAUCAGUCCUGGAAGGGGUUACUGGAGAAAACAGCUGGAUCAUGUCUGUGCUCACCUUAGAAGUUAUGCACAGAACAACCUUGAAUUCAGAGCACUGAUUGGAGAACCUCGAAUGGGAAAGAUUACUUCCGCUACAGUUCAUGAGGAUGACUGCAAAGUCACUAUUACAUUAAAUUACGCUCUUGCUAUUAACAAGGAUACUCUUGCCAGUAAACCAGUGAAGUUUAGCACUGUGACAGAAGGCAGAGAUGGACAGGAUGGCAGUCAGGCUAAUUUUGCAGGUGAAGAGAAUCAUAAUCUUUCCCAUUCAAGAGGCAAGACAAAGCAUACAAAGUCAAGAAAACUUACAGAAAAAGAAGAUAAGCUCCCCCCAGAGUCCAGACAACUGUUGAAAGAACUGGGUCCAAACGAGGAAGGAAGAAUUGCUUUGGUAGAACAAUUGUUCGAUGGAGCACAACAAUACUGCUCUCCAUGAGGCAGUUUUGCUUGGAUCAGAACUUGAGGAGCGCAUUGAGGUCCUAUUACAGUAAGUCUGCAGCUG
Rhea pennata is the source of this 1654-nucleotide messenger RNA. Its product is annotated as double zinc ribbon and ankyrin repeat-containing protein 1-like. The transcript is spliced from 15 exons. The coding region runs from base 44 to 1588 and encodes 514 amino acids. Gene Ontology annotation, biological process: eye photoreceptor cell development. Lineage: Eukaryota; Metazoa; Chordata; Aves; Rheiformes; Rheidae. The record is from RefSeq and is a predicted model, not a curated record.